This is a messenger RNA of Hibiscus syriacus, 1026 nucleotides long. Its product is annotated as peroxisome biogenesis protein 19-2-like. Gene Ontology annotation, biological process: protein import into peroxisome membrane. The coding region runs from base 154 to 891 and encodes 245 amino acids. The record is from RefSeq and is a predicted model, not a curated record. The transcript is spliced from 5 exons. Gene Ontology annotation, cellular component: peroxisome; peroxisomal membrane. Lineage: Eukaryota; Viridiplantae; Streptophyta; Magnoliopsida; Malvales; Malvaceae.
AUCCUGACUCCGCCCAUAUCGGUUAUACCGCUUGAUUGCUCUUCCUUUUCCAAUUCAGAUCAACCCAGAUUCCCUAAAAUCCAAAAACCAAAACAAAAAUCACUACUUUGACAUUACAGAGAAACAGAGGAUUUUAAGUUUCUGACAGCAAAAAUGGCUGAUCAGUCUGAUGAUUUAGACCAACUUCUUGAUAGUGCUUUGGAUGAUUUCCAGAAUCUCAAUCUCACCUCUCCUCCUCAAAGGUCAGGUGGAGGAGAUUGUGAAGCAAAGAAGCAAGAAUCUGGUUCUUUAACAAGUGGGGUUCAAGGGUUAGGAAUGGGAUUGCCUGACUUGAAGAGCAAGAAAAAGGGAAAGCAAAAGGUUUUAAAGGAAUCCCAUGUCACUGAGGCUCUUGAUAAACUCCGAGAACAGACCAGAGAGACUGUGAAAGGAUUGGAAUCGAUGUCAAAACCUGGUGGAGAUGAUUUUGGCAAGGAUGAAAUGAUGGAGGAUUGGGUCAAGCAGUUUGAGGAGCUUGCUGGGUCUCAGGACAUGGAAUCGAUUGUGGAGACUAUGAUGCAACAACUUCUAUCGAAGGAGAUCCUUCAUGAACCUAUGAAGGAAAUUGGAGAAAGAUACCCACAGUGGUUAGAAGAGAAUAAAGCUAAUUUGAGCAAAGAAGAUUAUGAACGUUACUCCCAUCAGUAUGAACUGAUAAAAGAGCUUAACGGAGUUUAUGAUAACGAUACUAAUAACUUCACCAGGAUCGUCGACCUCAUGCAAAAAAUGCAAGAGUGCGGUCAGCCUCCAAAUGAUAUCGUGCAAGAGCUUGCUCCUGAAUUCGAUUUAUCCAGUCUUGGCCAACUAUCUCCUGAGAUGCUCAAUUCACAGCAAAACUGUUGUAUAAUGUGAGGCAAUAUCAUGUUUCAGACUAUGUUUUCCUUGUCUACUUGAUAGAUAUUCGUUUACGUUUAAUAAAGUAUAUUUCCUUCAACUUGUAAGUUACCUGAGCCUUCAAGAAAUGACAUUCUCAAUAUUUGGAACUUA